GGUUUUAUUCUAGGGUUUCUUUAAUGCCCCCUCAAUUAAAUGCAGCAUUCAAUAACCGGCUUUUCUGUGUCUAUGAAUUGUGGAUCAUCUGUUUUGUUAAUUGUUUGUCUGUUGAUGCAGCAUUCUCCUUCAUUUAGAGGAACAGAGAUUCCGUUCUGAUUUUUGAUUUUUGUUGUGUUGAUCCUGUGAUUGGUGUUUGAUUGAUUUAUAAUUUGUUUUUUUUUGCAAAGUCUUCUGGGAGAUUUUCAAAUUGGAUUCUACGUUUUCCAUGGCCGAAGAAAUUAUCGAUUCACUGUUAACUCCGGAAAAAACUGAAUUGGAAAGCAAGGACAUAAUAAGCAAAAAUUCUGCUGCAAAUUCGGAAUCUCCGAUUAGUGGACACAAUGCGCAUGUCCGCUCUAACAUAGCAUCCAUUGGUUCCCAUCAUGCUGGAGACAGUUCAACGAGAAAUUCAAGCGACAAAUCAGAUUCCGUCAACAGCGGUCGGAACGUGGUUCCUCAUUAUCUCAGAGCUUCCACUGGUUCUUGCCAUGAUUUGUGUAAAUACGGAGGAAAACAUUCGUUUGAAAAGGCAAAGAAGCCCCUACGAAGAAGAAUUGCAAAAUCUUUGUCCAGUGAGAUGUAUACUGUGGAGAUUACGGUUUCUGGUGACAAAAAGAAGGAAAAGGUUGUCUAUGAAAAUUCCGAGACGGAGACCAAAAACCAUUUACCUGACACCAAAUCCUAUUCUCGAGACCCCAAGACAUCCUUGGACAAGGAAAAAACAGUGAGGAACCAGCCUGUAAUAGAUACCAAAAUUCGUUCACCUGUCCUUCCGUCUCCUGGUACUAAAUCCAAGAAAAUUCGUUCACCUGACGUUUCUUCUCCUGGUACGAAAUCCUAUUCUCGAAAACCCAAGACAUCAUUGGAUAAGGAAAAGACAGUGAAGAACGACAAGACUUCAACUGAUACCAAAAACCAUUCACCUCACCUGCCUUCUCCUAUUACUAAAUCCUAUAUGCGAAAACCCAAAAUUUCUCCCGUUGCCAAAACUUUUUCCCCACAGAAAAUUUCACCUGUUAAUAAUAGUAAGACCAUUUUGCCAACUCAGAAUCUUGCUUCACCAGAUCCCCCUGAACUUGUCAAAAGUGUAUCCUUUCCAUCUAAAAAGAUCGAAGGUCGAGUAAAACAAGGUUCUUCUUCCACAGAUAAUAAAGUCUCAAGAGCUGAGAAAAAGACAACUUAUAUGCCCAAACAGCAUCCCACUGCUAUGAAGCCUGUUAAGCUUAAACCAUCAUCUUCAUCCGACUAUUCAAAUGACACACGUGGGAAAGGGAAAAGAAAUAGUAAUGAGGAAACGGGCCAAAAUACGAGAGCAUCAAUCAAAUCUGCAAAGAAAGUACCGGAACCUACUACUGCUAUUUUGUCCCGUAAAGUUCCUGUCAUCAAGACAGCAUACAAUAUUACAGGAAGAACCAGAAACCCGAAAUUGGUGUUGCCAUUGACGGCUCAAACUAGGAUACGCAGGAUCAAGACCAAGACAUCCACAAAUCAGAAGAUUCCCGAGAAAACCUUGCAUGUCAUCAAGAUAGAAACUAAGAACAGUGUCCUGCAGUCCAAACUCAAUGAUCAUGCCAAUUCGUCACUUCCAUCUACAUCAUCUGCCAAAUCACUGUCUCACGGAAAGACUUCAUCAUUGUCGUCUUACGAAGAAGAAGAAAAUGGAGAGAUCGAGUACAGUGGAGAUGGAUUAAUCUCUGACAGCAACGAGUCGCUGGAGAUCGGCAAACUACCACCUGUAAAAGAGAAUCUUCAAAAGAAAUCUCUGAAAAAGACUAGGGGGGUGGUUGUUUCUGAAGAAAAAUACAGCUCUCCUGUGAAGUUGAAGUUCAGAAGUGGGAAAGUAGUCGACCUUCAGUCGGACAAUAGCGGCCCUAGAAAACUCAGAUUUAGAAGGGCAAGAAUCGUUGGGGCAGAAGAAGGCAAGGGUGCUUUGAGGAGGAGAAUCUUGAAAAAGGCUGGACUCAGCGAUGCUGCAUCUGGUGCAGAACUUUCGUCUGAAAAGGUCGUCUUAAAGCAUCAAGAUGUGCAGGGCAAGAAAGACGGUCAAGGUUUAUUCAAUAAUGUUAUCGAAGAAACUGCGAGUAAGCUUGUCGAGAGUAGGAUAAGUAAGGUUAGAGCCCUUGUGGGAGCUUUUGAAACUGUGAUUUCCCUACAAGAGACGAAACCUUCUAUGCAGGCUAUCGGUUGAGCGGUGAAAAAUUUCUCGUUAUCUUUUCUUUUUUCCUGUCAAUUUAGAGCAACUUUUUUAGGUGAAUAAUACGUGUGGGGGUUAUAAAGGAGUGAUAUUUGCAAGUUCCUAAUACUGCCAAAUAUGCGCCAUGUAGAUUUCUUCAGCGGCCAAUGGCGGUCAUGUUGGAUAGUAGGUUAUGCUUGUUCUUUCUUCUUUCUUAGGAUUUUUUAGACCGAGGGGAAGAGGGAGAAGGGAAAACUAUAUGUAGUUGGCCUUCCUUGAGUUGCUGAGUUUGACUUUGUGAAUUUCCGGAUAUGCUUGUUUCGGUUUUUAACACAGUAACAGAUUUUUUUUUUUUCUUCGUGUUGGUUUUCUAGUUGCUUUGUCUGGUUUGAAGAUGUCUUUUGCAAGACAAGUUUAAGGUUCAUGGAUGCUUGUUGUAGUGUGUGUUUGUGAUGGAUAUGGAAAUCUUGUAAAUAAACAGAGAGCGGUUUCUUUGAAAUUGUUGAGAUGUGUUA
Molecule: messenger RNA, 2730 nt
Organism: Erythranthe guttata (spotted monkey flower)
Lineage: Eukaryota; Viridiplantae; Streptophyta; Magnoliopsida; Lamiales; Phrymaceae
Molecular function (GO): calmodulin binding
Source: RefSeq, a predicted model, not a curated record